AUGGGUCAAUCUGGAGGAAACACAAAAGCCCGCAAGGGAAAGAAAGGGAAAAAAGGAAACAAGUCACAGAAAGAAGACCACCCCUCAGAUCUUCAGACAUCCACACCAUCUUCACCAAAAAUCAAACCUCAGCAGCCUGAAGCAUUUCAGGAACUCGAAGGAUCCAAAGACCUCGUCCAAGAAACUCAAGAACCCCAAGAACCCCAAGAACCCCAAGAACCCCAAGAACCCCAAGAACCCCAAGAACCCCAAGAAACUCAAGAAAAUCAAGAAUCCCAAGCGUCCCAAGAGCUCCAAGAAGCUCAAGAAGCUCAAGAAGCUCAAGAACCCCAAGAACCCAAAGAAACUCAAGAAAAUCAAGAACCCCAAGCGUCCCAAGAGCUCCAAGAACCUGAGGUGCCCCAAGCACUUCAGGAAUGUCAGGAACCGCAACAACUUCAGGAACCCCACGAGUCUCAAGAAUCUGAAGCAGCUCAGCAGUGUCAAGAACACGAAGAACCUGAGGAAUUUCAAGAAUUUCAAGAGCCCCAAGAGCCAGAAAAGUCUAAGGAAGCUGAAAACGCCGACGAUCCCGAAAAACCUCAGGAACCCCUAGAGAUCCAAGAGUCUCAUGAAAUUCAGGAGGAUCAGCAGCCUUUGGCACCGUUAUCUGUCAUAGAAAGUCUUCCACCCUUGCCAGAUGCCACUGGAUCAACCCCGUUGGCGACACCCUUAAGUUUCAGCAAAGAAAACAUAUCUUCUCCAACGUUUUCUAACUCCGAACUUCAGGAUCAAACUCUUGUUGAUAACAGAGGGAACGCCGACAAGGACGACAAAGAUAACGUUGAAGACGGUGCAAAGGGCGACGAAGCUGAAGACGAAGACAACGAGAACGAACUUGACGAACCGCGAGUGCGCUCAGUUCCAUCGCCUGCAAGUGCAAUAUCAUCUGCCGGCCCCUCCACACCUGCUGCAGUACUGUCAAAUAAUCCGUUUGAUGCCCCCGAUAACGCGGAUAACACGGACAAAGCGAUUGCCGACUCACCACAGCCUCUAAGGCAUCCGUCACCCUCAGCAGCAGAAAUUCAUCUUCCUUCCCCGUCGCAAUCAAAAUUGAAUCCACGAUCGAAUCCUGCUGCAGCGCAUCAUUACCUGCACGAGCCGUCACCGGCGCCUAUAUCUUCACCCCAUUAUUCGUAUAAUAUCCCAGGCGUGCAUCCGUAUGCAAAUCCCAUGAUACCGCCACACAACGGAGUAUCAUUCGACCCCCAAAUGGUCGGAAAAAUGGCGGUUACCGUCCCAAGUUAUCAUACCCCUGUGCGAUCAUCCACGAUGGAUUCGCCAUAUACCCCAUACCACCAUGCUAGGAGGAGUAGCCGAGCGUCAUAUGGCCGCGGAUACGCUGAUGCUUAUUACAACAAUGACUAUGGCCCUGUUAGGGAACCAGCACCUGUCCAGCCACCUGUGAUUGAGGACGGGAGAGAUGCAUCAAAAAAUGGGGAAGGGCUCAAUAUCAGUCUCCUAUCACGCAUCCAAAGCAUUAUUCCGGAUAUUAGCCAACUGGUAAUCAGCUAUCGAGACCAACAAACUCAACUGUCUGCACGAGAAGCAGAGCACAAGCAAAUCGAAGCUCAGCAUGAGGAGUCCCUGAUGCGCAAGGAGUAUUACAUCGAGGCCCUCCAAACACAAAUGCAGAAAACAGCCAACGAGAGCGCAAAGGAAUGCUCGAAAUUAAAAGGCAGGAUUAAUGAGCUCCGGUUCGAGCUUGGAGGACUCCAGGAGAAACAAAAGGAUGUCGAGGAGAGCUUAGCUGACGCCCAAAAGGAAAACGAUGAGCUUUCCCAACUUCGGGAAGAUUUACAAGAGGAGAUCGAUAAUCUUCAACGAGCGAUCCAGGAAGAAAAGGAGGCUCAUGAACAAGAAUUGGAAAGACAAAGGGAAAAGGAGAAAGAGGCACUGGAUAACCAGAAGCAGGACUUGGAAGGCUAUUUCCAGGAAAUUAAGAAUGAAGAUGACAGGCUCGCUGCUGAGCAACUCCAGGCCCGUGAGCAAGAACUGACUGACGAGCGUGAUAAACUCAAGGCUGAGUUGGAGGCCGAAAUGCGAGAACUUACGGAAGCAAAAGACGCCAUGGCCACGGACUACGAGGGCAAGCUAGCGUCUAAGCAGGCCGAAAUCGACGCGAAACAGGAAGAGAUUGAUGCUAAGAAAGAACAGUUGGAGGCCAAACAAGCGGAAUUAGAUGAGACACGAGAGACUCUGGCUGCUAAAGUAGAAGCUCUAGCUUCUAAGCAAGAAGAGUUAGUUGCUAAGCAAGGAGAAUUGGAAACUACCAAAGACGAGCUGGAAGCCAAAAAGGGGGAAUUGGAGACCACUCAAGGUGAACUGAAAAACAAGAAGGGCGAAUUGGAAACCACACAGGGAGAGCUGGAAACUACAAAAGGUGAAUUGGAGAAGAGAGUUGAGGAACUGAAGAAUAAGCAAGAGGAGUUGGAAGGGAAACAAGGUGAACUCGAGACGACACAGGGCGAGCUUACCACCACACGGGAAGAACUUGAGGCUAAGAAGAGUGAUCUUGACUCGAAACAUUCCGAAUUGGAGGCAAAACUCGAAGAGCUUGAGGAGAAAAAGCGCGAAUUGGAUGCCAAAAACGAGGAGUUGGAGGCCAAAAACGCCGCUUUAGAAGCUAAGAAAUCUGAGCUCGAGGCUAUUCAAGGAGAGUUGACCAGCAAGCAGACCGAGCUCGAGUCCAGACAAUCCGAUCUUGAAGCGAAACAGGCGGAACUCGAUGCGAAGCAGGCAGAACUUGACCAAUUGAAGCAAUCCCACAUAGCCGAACUCGCUGCGUUAAACGAAACCCACGAGAAAGAACGUGACACUGCAGCACAAGAGGCCGAAGAAAAGAUAAGUAACCUGAUAAAUGAGUACCAGCAAAAGGAGGAGGCUUGGCAGAAGGCUCGCGAGGACCUGGAGGCUCAGUUACUACAACGAGUAGAGGAAUUGAAACAAGUGGGGGAAGAGAAGGAAGUUCUCGCCAAGGAGGGACAAGCUAAAGAAGAACAACUACGGAAUGUGGUAGAGGAGAUGCGACAAACGCAUGAGAAUCUGAGCAAAGAUCGGGAACGGUUGAAAAAAACAUUACAUAGUCUCGGAGAAGCCACCGAUAUGAAAAUUAAAGGGGACUCUUUCUUCUUCCAAUGCUUUGGCCAACUUACACGCCUUAUUGUCGACCUCUCAAAGGAGCAUUUUGGCUACCUUCCAAUCGACCCACCCGCAGACAUCAUCGCAAAGAUCCCGUCCGAAAUCCCCCAGUUCCUUGACAACACCCAAGCAUCCCGGGAACUUCGAUCUGCUUAUGUGCAGCAUGUUAUUUCUAAGACACUCAAUUACAGGAUUUUCCAGCCGUUCUUAUUCACUCUCGGCAGGCGCUACGAUAAAGCAGAUACCUUUUUCCAAAUGCUGUCUAUGGAUAUCCGUCGCAAAUCCGUGAGACGCGAGGCGUACUGGAGACAACAAACGCUCAAGGCUGCCUACACUACCUCCGACGCCAAACAAGCUAUCAACGUAGUUGCCGCAGUCAUUGUGGAUGAAAUCAUAGACCAUAUCCGUCACUUCGCGGAUCCUAAGCACCUCGACGCCCUGCUCGUGGGGGUGAGGAAAAUCGUGAAACUCGCUGCAGAGACCUGGCGCCUCGCCCGUGUCGAAAGAGAACUUAUCAUCUCAACCAUGCCUUCUGCUGAGGAUGAACAAACAGUGAAUGAAGGCUGGAAGGAAUUCAACUAUGAGACCGCACCAUCUCCACCUACAGAAGAUUCCAACGAUAACACUCCCUCGGUCCGUAGGCGACGCGUGCUCCUCCGCAUGUGUCCACGCAUUUACCGAGAGCCAGUGCACGAAGACUUCACCGAGGACGGCGAGAAAGGCACUCAAUGCGUGUAUCUCCCUGGCGUGGUCCUUUAUGCCGAUUCACCUUCUGUCCUCGCACGAAAAAUGGAAAUCGCCAGGAAAACGGCUGACCCUUCAGGCUCCGGAUCUGGUACCCCUGCUGUAGGUUCUACGGGUAAGGAUGGUGACAAUCUCCCUGCUCCUUCCGAUCUUCCAUUGGAUAAUGCAACAAAUGGCGCAGUCAAUGGUGAAGCAAACGUGGUGGAUCAGGCUGCUGGAACUCCUGCAGUGGAGGUUGCUGCAUAGCCAGUCGUCAACUGAACAAUUUUCUCCCUUCUCCUUUUGCCGGUGCGAAUUUCUCACACAAAGUUUUCCCACUUCCCAGUUUGCAGUUUUCCUCUGGAAGCCCCUCUUUUGAUUUCGUUGAAUUUUUUUGCGUUUCAUUUUCGCUUCUUAAUCCCUGAAACAUCUCAUUCCCUUCUCGUUUCUUGCUUUCUUCCCCGAUGUGUUCUCUUUAUCUUUGCUUUUUUCUUUCUUUUAUAUCUUCUAUAUGUGAUUUUGUAAGAUCCUGUAACGGUGAUGAUAGAUGGCAUUGUUGUAUAGUGGGGUUUUUCAUCAUCGUCUGGUUUUGUCGGAUUUUUUUCUGCCACAAGUUCUUGUUGUAUUUCAUUCAUACAUUUGACGAAAUUAGCGAUGC
Messenger RNA from Histoplasma capsulatum G186AR, 4561 nucleotides. Its product is annotated as RNA polymerase Rpb1 C-terminal repeat domain-containing protein. The transcript is spliced from 2 exons. The record is from RefSeq and is a predicted model, not a curated record. Bases 1 to 4170 code for a protein of 1389 amino acids. Lineage: Eukaryota; Fungi; Ascomycota; Eurotiomycetes; Onygenales; Ajellomycetaceae.